Hippocampus zosterae (dwarf seahorse) is the source of this 2876-nucleotide messenger RNA. It is a transcript of the gene dipk1c, whose product is annotated as divergent protein kinase domain 1C. NCBI's taxonomy places the organism in Eukaryota, Metazoa, Chordata, Actinopteri, Syngnathiformes, Syngnathidae. The transcript has 9 exons. The record is from RefSeq and is a predicted model, not a curated record. Bases 869 to 2185 code for a protein of 438 amino acids.
CAUAACAUGCACACGCAAUCAUACAUGCGCACGGGAAAGCCGGUUUGCAGCAUUCCAAGGCAGCCUGACAGUCUGCACUGCGGGUAAAAGUCAAGGGUGACCUGUGAGAGCAUCCUCUGACCAAGUUGUGGUUGGGGAGGAGGAGGCAGAACAUCUGGGCGGUCUUGCUCCAAUGUUCUCAGGAAUUUUGGCUCUCAACGCGAAGUUCCUGCUGUUGCUGCACAUUACACAGGAAGAACCUUAAGCUGUAACUUUCCAGACCAGGACAAAAUGUGGAAUGUCACCGCUGGAAUACAUGGCGUGGUGCGCUGGACAACAUUUUCUGCUCCCCAUUUGACUUUGUGACAAGUGGACUCGUCGAGACCUUUGGGGGAUGUUGGUGAAAGCAAACCUUCAGAUCACAGAUCUUCUCGGUGUUCGUCGAAAGCUUUGGGGGGAGGUCACGACCCAACACAACUCCUCCCGGUUGUCAUUUGUCUGCCUUGGCGAAUCCGACCCAUCCCGUCAAGUGGCAGAACCUCCUGGUCUCGUUCGGUCACCUUCUUGGAACCCGAGCAGCACGCCAGCACGAGAAGAUGAAGAAAACGUAUCGUCCACUGGCGUCCAUAUUUUACUUCUUUUUCCCAAAGUGAGUGCGGCCAGCAGGUGGUGGUUGUCGUUCUACUUGAGGUCCUUAGAGAGAGAGCUGAUGUGCACGCUCCGGCUUCUCAGCUUCACCUUGGAUCGCUCCCAUCUGCUUCCCGACAGCUUUGAGCCCACCACACAAUUUGAUUUGGCCGGCGCUUAAUCUUUUCCCCCACUUUUGGCCAACCACAGAGACUCCGCUCUGCCACAAAGAGCAACAAUCAGAUGAAACGGGCGCAGCGCCAUGUUGUCGGUUCGCGUUCGCUGGCGGCGCGUGACCUUGGCAUUGCUGCUGGCUUGGUUGGUGUCAUGGCUGGUGCUCAGCGGCCUCCUGCUUCUGUUCCAUGUCGACUUCCUCUCUGACAGCUGCACCGACACCGCCAGCAAGGAGAUCCUGCACCGACUGUGCGGAGACUUUGCGGCGGGCUCGGCGGCGGGUGACAUGUGCGCCGACUUGUGCCUCGGCGGCCUGGUGGAGUACAAGCGCUGUCUCUACUACCGCAGCGGCAAGAAGGUGAUGGAGGUCCGCUGGAGGGGGCGGCCCGUCAUCCUAAAGUCCAAGCUGGAGAAUUUGUCCUCCUACCAGCCACUCGGAGCUCUCAAUUACCCGCAAGACGCAACUGAGGACUCGUCUCCUCUGGACAUUCUACUUUCCGCCACGGUGGAGGUGCGUCGCUGGCUGGGACUGACCGAGGAGGGGGAAGAUGAUAACGACAAAAGACAGGAAGAAGCCAGUUCCCUGGUCAACCUGAGCACCUCGGAUAAGGUUUACUCGAGAGGCGAGCUGACCUCCUUGUGGUCGCUACUGCAGCAGGACGAGUACACCUUCCUGAGAGUUUUGCAGGACCUGAGCGCGCAUGUGUCCAAAGUCUUAGGUUCGUGCGGGCACUUCUACGCCGUGGAGUCUUUGUCGGCGGGCCACGCCUGGGAUCAGAACAUUUUCUCCUUGGACCAGGACCAGACGGCGGCGGGGGUCGCUCGGUCAGGCCGUCGGGGGGCGAGGGCCGCCCGGCACAAGGUCCACCGCAUCGCGCUAAGCUUCCUGGACAUGGUGCAACACUUCGACCACGACUUCACGCACAAAGUGCAUUUGUGUGACGUCAAGCCAGAGAACUUUGCCAUCAGGAAUGAUCUCACCGUGGUGGCCAUUGACGUGGACAUGGCCUUCUUCCAGCCCAAGAUGGAGGAGAUCCUGGACCAGAAGUGCAGCAGUGACGACGACUGUAACUUCUUUGACUGCGUGUCGUCGUGCGACCUCAGCACGCGACGCUGCCGCGGACAGCGCGCCAACACCAACCUGCAGGUGAUUUGCGAGAAGAUCUUCAGGCUGUGGUUUUCUCCCACACUGCUUGGCGCCAAAGCGGGGCUCCCCCUACAGGUGGAGCUGCAAAGGACGGUGCAGGAAUGUUCUGAGUCCGGCGGUGUGGACAAACGAGGACAAGGAGAAAGUUGGAAUAUCCACCGGCGCCUCUUCGAUAUCCUGACUCGCCUGGUUCAUGAGGAAGGAACAGCAGACGAAGGACAGGAGGAGAGCAAAGAUCCCACGCCACUCAACUUCUGACAAAAACUCAAUAACGCCUGAAAAACAGAAAAACAAAAUUAAGAAGAACCUCUGGAGAACUUCUAAAGAGUUUUGCUCACCAGACAAUGAUUCAGCUUUUGCUACCUCAAAUGAUGUUUUACCUACUGUUGAACCCGCUGGUGCAAGCAAGAAGUGUGCCUUGAAGACUGUCCAUGAUGAGGGGAUCAUGUGAUCAUGGGAUCACAUUCCAGAAAGUCAACCUUUGACCUCCAAACGCUUUGAAGUUUGAUGUCCUUCUGCUUCAUCUCCUUCAAACUUUGAGAAGGCUUUGCGUCAAAUAUGAUUUGAAAUAAGAAUGAAAAUGUUUGUGUUUAUAGUGUGUCUGUGAGUGAGAGCGUGUUGUAAAACUUGAUGUCAGAUUGUUUAUGUCCACACUCAACUCAACAUGCCUGCACUUGAACAUCCCGCCGAACUGCAAAAGCCUGAAAGAGAGCCAGUCAGACAGAGAGAUUACAGCGCCCUCGUGUGGACCUUCACUCCAGCCAUCUGGUGUCAAGACGGGUUUAUUGUUCUGUUUGUUUUUUGGCUGCCUGUCUACUUGAGUGUUGGCUCAACACAUCGCCAUGUUUAAUACAAACAAUAAAGAGAAUGUGUCUUGUUGUAUUUUACGCAGUUAAAGACAAAACGCUUAAGUUUUGCCCACAAAACAAUAAAAACUUAAUACAUUGUU